This is a messenger RNA of Brassica oleracea var. oleracea, 2583 nucleotides long. RefSeq names its product SWI/SNF complex subunit SWI3C-like. The record is from RefSeq and is a predicted model, not a curated record. Gene Ontology annotation, molecular function: zinc ion binding; protein binding. NCBI's taxonomy places the organism in Eukaryota, Viridiplantae, Streptophyta, Magnoliopsida, Brassicales, Brassicaceae.
AAUGCCAGCUUCUGAAGAUAGAAGAGGGAAAUGGAAACGGCGGAGGCGAGGCGGGAGGAGACCUAAGCAAGAGGAGGAAGAUAUGGAGGAAGAAGACGAGGACAACAACAACAACGAGGAGAUGGAGGAAGCUGAUAAUAAUGCCGAUGAGCUUCACCAAAACGGAGGCGCAGCACCCGAUCCGGGACGCGGUACUAGCGAGGUAGUUGAAGAUAGCGGUGAGCGCAUCUCUGGUUUCCCUUCUGUGGUGAGGCGCGUGGUGAUACGCCCUCACGCGUCUGUAACGGCUGUUGUGACGGCUGAGAGGGGGUGUUUGAUGGGGGAGGUUAAAGGGCAGGGCUUGUUGCUUCCUUCUCUGGAGAAUGUUUCGUAUGGACAGUUGCAGGCGUUGUCUAGUGUACCUGCUGAUUCUUUGUUACUGGAUCCUGAGAGGAGUGAUGGAGUGUCUUCGGGUUGUGUUAUCUCUCCACCCUCUAUUAUGGAAGGAGAAGGUGUUGUUAAACGGUUUGGGGAUAAAGUUCAUGUCUUGCCUAUGCAUUCAGAUUGGUUUGCACCAAACACAGUGGAUCGGCUUGAAAGGCAAGUGUUGCCACAGUACUUCUGUGGAAAAUCGCCAAACCAUACACCAGAAAGUUAUAUGCGAUUCAGGAACGCCAUUGUUUCGAAAUAUAUGGAUAACCCUGAAAAGACACUGACGAUUUCUGAUUGCCAAGGAUUGGUAGAUGGUGCUGACACUGAAGAUCUUGCACGAGUUUUCCGUUUUCUCGAUCACUGGAGGAUAAUCAAUUACUGUGCCACUUCCCAGUGCCAUCCUGGGCCUUCUAAGGGUGUGUCUGAUGUUAGGGAGGAUACAAAUGGUGAGGUCCAUGUACCGUCUGCUGCUUUGACAUCUAUUGAUAGUUUGAUCAGAUUUGAUAAGCCCAUCUGUAGACACAAGGCAGAUGGAGUCAGUUUAUCAUUGCCAUGUUCGGAUGUUGACCUCCCUGACUUAGACAUCAGGAUUCGUGAACACCUAUGCGAGAACCACUGCAACCAUUGUUCUAGACCGCUUCCAACUGUGUACUUCCAAUCACAAAAGAAGGAGGAUGUACUCUUAUGCUCUGAUUGUUUUCACAAUGCAAGAUUUGUGGUUGGGCAUUCUUGUAUUGACUUUGUAAGAGUGGAUAAAAGCAAAGAUUACAGGGAUCAAGAUGGAGAGAAUUGGAGUGAUCAAGAAACUCUCUUGCUUCUUGAAGCUGUGGAGCUCUACAAUGAAAACUGGGUUCAGAUUGCGGACCAUGUCGGUUCCAAAUCAAAAGCUCAGUGUAUUCUUCAUUUUCUUCGGUUACCUGUGGAGGAUGGUCUUUUGGAUAAUGUUGAGCUUCCAGGUGUUACUGAUCCGGCAAACCCUACAAAUGGAUAUGAUCACAGAGGAAGAGAUUCAAAUGGGGCUUUACCUGGAUCUUCUGAGCAAGAUUGUGACACUGAGAUCAAUCUUCCUUUUGUGAAGUCUCCGAAUCCUGUUAUGGCACUGGUUGCAUUUUUGGCAUCAGCCGUUGGACCUAGAGUUGCUGCGUCCUGUGCCCAUGAGUGCCUCACGGUUCUAUCUGCGGACGAUAGGUUGGAAUCUAAUGGCUUGCAAGGAAAAGAACCCAGCUUGCAGCAGCAAGAUGAUAACUCGGGAACACAGAAAACAUCCUGCCAAAACGGAGCAGAAGCACCGACGCCACUGCCACAGGACAAGGUUAUGGCUGCAUUUAGAGCCGGUCUAUCAGCUGCAUCGACAAAAGCAAAAUUGUUUGCUGAUCAUGAGGAACGUGAAAUCCAAAGACUUUCUGCAAAUAUUGUAAAUCACCAGUUGAAGAGGAUGGAGCUGAAGCUAAAGCAGUUUGCAGAAAUAGAAACGUUGUUGAUGAAAGAAUGCGAACAAGUAGAGAAAACCCGUCAGAGAUUUGCUGCAGAACGAGCACGUAUGCUCUCUUCAAGAUAUGGAUCAGCUGGAGGAAUCACACCACAGGCUAAUUGUAGUAAUCUCCAAGGCAUGUCUCUAUCCACAGGUGGUGGUAACAACAUCAAUACUCUCCUGCAGCAACAACUACAACAACAGCAAGUUUCAGCUGGCUCUUCUCAACCAAGCAUGAUCCCAGGGUUUAGCAACAACCCACAAGUUCAUGCGCAGAUGCAGUUCAUGGCACGCCAACAACAACAACAACAAGCCUUCUCAUUUGGGUCGAGAUUGCCUCUCAAUGCAAUACAGACCAAUGCAGGAUCAACGGCUUCACCGAAUGUCAUGUUUGGCAACAACCAACUCAAUAACCCUGCAGGUGGAGCAGCAGCUUCCAUCAACCAAUCUUCGUUUAGCAACCCGAUGGUUAGGUCUUCCACGGGUUCUGGAUCCGGGUCCGGCUUAGGCUUGAACUAAGACCCCAUAUCUUUAGCUUACUUAGCCUAUCAGUUUCCAAAAUUAUUUUGAGCCAAGUUAUUUGCUUUGAGACCUUAGUGUUGUUAUAAGUUAGUGGCUGCAUGUAGGUAUCAUAACUUUCUGGAAUCAUCAUUGUGAAUCAAAAUCAUGUUUCUAUCUAUCAUCAUCAGACUCUUUCUCUA